Prorocentrum cordatum is the source of this 1191-nucleotide messenger RNA. Lineage: Eukaryota; Dinophyceae; Prorocentrales; Prorocentraceae. The record is from the annotation of a GenBank genome assembly.
AUGAUACGACGGCGGCGCCGCCGCCGCGCCGGCCGAGGCCGGCGCCAGCCCCGCGGCGGCCUCCGCCAGCAGCGGCGGCGGCGGCGCGGUGGCCGCCGCGCUGGCGGCCGGCGGCUGCGCGGGCGCCUGGGCAGCGGUGCGUCGGCCUCGCCGGGCGCUGCUGGUGUUGGCAGCACGAGCGGCGAUCAGACGCCUAUCCGUGCGCAGGAGAUGCAUCGGCAUGCGACCGCUACUGCUGAAGCUCUCAGCGGCGAGCGCCUGCGCCCGGAGCUGGCUGGCGAGCCGGAGGCGCCGCUGGUCGGCGUGUACGAGCCCCUGCGGCCGGGGAGCCCGCCGCCGCUGCGGUUCUCGCGCGUCGCGUCCCUGGGCGCCGACGGGGACCGGACCACCGAUUGGCGAACAGAUAUGGCUUCGUGCACGGCUGGCCACGGUGCGCGUCAAGGGCAAGACAUCGUUCGCAGUCUUGAGGGAGCACAGCCUACACACUGUGCAGUGCGUCAAGUUCAAGUCGAAGGAGGACUCGAUGGAGGAGAAAGCGCGACUACGUUCGCGAAGUUCUUCAAGUCGCUGCCAUUAGAGAGCCUCCUGGACGUGCGCGGCGUGCUGGUCGAGUCAAACGUCACCAGCUGCACGCAGUCCACCGUCGAGCUGCAGAUGGACCGACCGUGCCUACGUGGUGUCCGAGUCCCAGGCGACGCUGCCGUUCCUGCUGGCGGACGCCCAGCGCGGCGAGAAGGAGAAAUUGAAGCUUCGCAAGAGACUGACAGACCAUAUGUGCGAGUAUUGCCAGAUCUGAGGUUGGACAAUCGUUGGCUGGAUCUCCGAGUCCCUGCCAACAACGGCAUUAUGCGAGUACAGGCUGCCGUGUGCCGCAUUUUCCGGAACACCCUGACCGCCAAGAGUUUCAUCGAGAUCCAUUCUCCGAAGUUGAUCUCAGGCGAAAGCGAAGGCGGUGCCGAUGUGUUCCGCACGGACUACUUUGGAAGGCAAGCAUCUCUGGCGCAGUCGCCGCAGCUCUACAAGCAGAUGGCGAUGUCAGCCGACUUACCUGGUGUAUUCGAGGUGGGGCCCGUUUUCCGCGCUGAGAAUUCCAAUACAAAUCGACAUCUUUGCGAAUUUACCGGCCUGGAUCUCGAGAUGCCGAUCGAUUGGCAUUACGAUGAGGUCGCAGGGGCUUGUUCACUUUGGUGA